This is a messenger RNA of Eucalyptus grandis, 1563 nucleotides long. RefSeq names its product GATA zinc finger domain-containing protein 10-like. The record is from RefSeq and is a predicted model, not a curated record. NCBI's taxonomy places the organism in Eukaryota, Viridiplantae, Streptophyta, Magnoliopsida, Myrtales, Myrtaceae. Gene Ontology annotation, cellular component: SWI/SNF complex. Gene Ontology annotation, biological process: positive regulation of DNA-templated transcription. The transcript has 3 exons. The coding region runs from base 193 to 1353 and encodes 386 amino acids.
UUCCUUCACUCGCGCGUCGCCUCUCUCUCUCUCUCUCUCUCUCUCGCCUCGCGACGCUCCCUCUCGGACUCUCAGUCACGCCUCCGGCGGCCUCGCGCACGACGCGCCACCCUCCGCGGCGGACCUCGCCGGCGAUCUUCUCUCCAGGAACUUUUCACGUUUUGAGUCCGAAUCCUUAUAUUCUAGAGAGAGAUGGAGGAGAGGAAAUCACCGGCGCAGGCACAGCAGCAGCAGCAGCAGCAACUGCUGAUGCAACAGCAGCAGCAACGGCAGCAGCAGCAGUUCUUGCUCCUCCAGCAGCUGCAGAAGCAGCAGCAGCAGGCAGCCGCCAUGUCACGGUUCCCGUCCAACAUCGACGUGCACCUCCACCCUCCAGGGCUCUCCCACCGCCAAAAUCAGCAGAACCCUACUGUCUCCGCCCCUAAUUUGCAGCAUCAACAGCAGCACCAACAGCAGCAGCAGCAGCAACAGCAGCAACAGCAGCAGCAACAGCAACAGCAGCAGCAGCAGCAGAAGCAGCAGCAACAGCAACAGCAGCAACAGAAGCAGCAGCAGAACCAGCAAUUGCAGCAGCAGCAAAAGCAGCAAUUGCAGCAGCAGAAAGUGAUUCGACCGGGAAAUCAGGUGGAAUUGCAGAUGGCGUACCAGGACGCCUGGCGUAUUUGUCACCCAGACCUCAAGCGCCCCUUCUCUUCUCUCGAAGACGCCUGCAACAGGUUGCUGCCUUACCAUGUGAUAGCAGAUUAUGAGGCUGAGGAAGACGAUAGAAUCCUUGAUUCUGACACGACAGGUCAGAUUCCUUCUCGUUCACAGCAGUGGGAUCAUAGCAUUGCGGCCAAAGUGGCCGAGUUUGCUUCGACAUUUGAGAAACAGGCCCUUGCGUUCAACAUAAUAACUCACAAACGAGCUUUAGGAGAUUUCCGUUCUGAGGAGAGGUUGAUGAGUGAGCAGUUGCUGUUUCAAGAGGAAAAAGGGGCAAUGCUGGAAUUAAGGGCUGAAAUUGAGUCGAGAGAGAAAGCUGGGAGGGAGGCUCAGUUGCGCAUGGCGGCGAUGGCACAGGCAGAGCAAGCUAGAGUUGGGUCACAGGCUCAUGCUGAAAUGAUGGCUCAAGGCCCUAUUAGGGCAAAUGCUCGCGGAUCUCAAGACAAUGAUAUUCCUAUGAAUCACGACUUGGAGGAGCAGGAAAAGGGUGUUAACCCGGACGAGAUGAUCAAUGGGUGGGCAAAUAAUGGACAGAGAGACGAGAAGGAACCAUCUGAAGAUUUCUUAAACGAUGAAGAGACCGACAAUGGUGAGACGGCCAUGCAGAGCGAUUGGCGUGAAGUCGGUGAAUUUGAUUUAAAUGCUAGAUAAACAUGGACAAGAAUAAGAUCAUGUUGUAGCAUUCUUUUGAUGAUAUGAUGUACUUUCGCUGGAAGAAUGCCUUGGUUGAAUAGGGAAGAAUAUGAACCACACAGCCAUUUCUAUCAUAGUCUUCUUGUUUUCUAACUUCUUCGAUUCUACUUCUUUCUUCUUAAUUUAAAUGGCUUCCUGCUUUGACCAUCAGAGGGAGGCAUUCCUUGA